AUGCCGCCUCGAUCUUCUUUGACGUCCUCGUUCUCCAUCACCGACUCGAACAACGAAGUCGUGUGCCCGUUGCGCAACCAAGAUGGAUCCAGCUGUCGCAAGCGCUGCAUCGGCGAGAAGAGGUAUCGCUCCAUGCAGGAGCAUAUCCGUCGAGCGCACCCCGAGCAUUACAUCUCCAAGCUUCCCGCGACCGAGGAGAGCUUCCUGCUCAUGAUCAAUACCCCGCCCUCGGAUAGAUCUCAGGUCCAGAAUUCCAAUUCCAAUUCGGCCGGGCCACCGCACGCAACUCUAGAUCCGGCCAAGGCCUUUCCGCACGAGCGCCAUGCAUUCCUCCGAGACGAGUCGAGUGCGCCGGGGACGCCCAGAAACAUGGAUGAAUUCACUGGAGGCCCGCUGCUGCCAGCCGCAAGUGCUGCCGCAGCCCUUGCCCAAUUGGGCGGCCAGCACAAGUUCGAGGAUUGGGAAUCCGAAGCGGACUGGCAAUCUGACACAGAUGGACGCAGGAUUCCGAGGAGCACAAUUGAGUUGCCGCCGUUUCAGUACGGAAAUGACCCGACCAGUGAACCGUUCCCCAUGAUGAACUCAGGUGGUGUUGGACGUCGGGACUUGCUUCCAUCAAUUCUGUCGAAUUCACCGCCGGGACGCUCGUCAACAUUGCCUCCACUGCAGCGUCCGCUUGGUCCCAGCCGGCCUAGAAAGCAAUCCGUUACCAAGCGUGGACACAAGAAGCAGAAAUCCCGAGGAUCAGCUGCGGACUGGCUCCGAAGGAUCCAGAACGAUGAUCGUCUCAUACCCGGAGGUAUUGGAGGUAUUGAUCGCAAGGCCCAAUCUAUGGAGCCGACGGCCGACUAUGGCAAACGUUGGGAGGACUUGAUCGAUGCCGCAGCUUCGGCCACUGAAGAUAUCGACGAAGAUAGGACUCCCGUUCCCCAAUCUCCUAUAUCAGUACACCGAGCCUCGUUACCUCCUUUUCCCCACCAGCACUUCCAAGGCUACCAAGCCUCUCCUCUGCAACAAGCCCUCACCCCUCCGUCCUUUGCCCAAGAAAUUCCCGAGCCCUUCCCGUCGGUCGAAAGCGGCGAGAGCGGAGACAACUUUCAUAUUGGGGCCGCAGGACUAUCCGAUUCCUCACCGACCUACUCAUCUCAGGAUGUCCACAUUUACUGUGCCGCAUGUCAGAGGACCUCGAAGCUCCGAGAGUCAUACGCAUGCACCGAGUGCAUCUGUGGGCUCUGUGGAGACUGCGUCAAUAUCUUGAUGGAGGAGCAAGGCGCGCGCAGGAAGUGCCCUCGCUGCGCUACUGUCGGUGGCAGAUUCAAGCCCUUCCAACUGGACAUCCGAUGA
Messenger RNA from Anthostomella pinea, 1344 nucleotides. Lineage: Eukaryota; Fungi; Ascomycota; Sordariomycetes; Xylariales; Xylariaceae. The record is from the annotation of a GenBank genome assembly.